Molecule: messenger RNA, 3128 nt
Organism: Asterias rubens (European starfish)
Lineage: Eukaryota; Metazoa; Echinodermata; Asteroidea; Forcipulatida; Asteriidae
Product: neurofilament medium polypeptide-like
Exons: 1
Coding region: 2460-3113 (217 amino acids)
Source: RefSeq, a predicted model, not a curated record
CUCGACCGAUCCAAGGCAACGUGUUCCUUUAAUUCGCUGACUGCCACCGUGUCAAUUUUUCAAGAUUUUGCAUGGUCCUCUGAUUGUGUAUCAAGUUUAUAGAAAGUAAGCUUUCAGAUAUAUUAGUUUGAGUGCUACAGAAGUAUAGAAAAAUGGACACCACAAAAUACUUCUGGCUGUUUUUUUAAUGCAAGGAACUUCAUUUGAUGUGCAUGCAACAAAUUAAACAGGUUGAGUCAGUGAGAAAUGAAUGAACUCCUACCAUAUCUACAUAAUAUAUUAUUUUAAAUAUUUUUAAUAAUGACUCUGAAACAAUUUUUCAUGAAGUGUUUCUAUGUAAUGUGUUCUUCAAGUAACAAGCAACUGUGUAAAUGACCAUGAGUAUAAUGUAAAGUUAAUACAACUGAAGUGUUAGGAAAUUACAACAAGUGUUCUGCAAUACAUGGGUUAUUUAAUGAGUUGGGGGGGAAUCAAGAUCUUAACCAAAUUUACAGACCCCUUGCAAUACGCGCAGCUUACUCACAUGUGCCUAUCCUGGGUGUAAUUUUGGGUGUCACAAUCUUAUACAAACAUGCACAAAAGAGAGUUGACCCCAAAAAUUAUGCGCAUUGUUCGGAGGCGCGUUCUGUAUUGUGUAAGAAAUCAAUAGCUCCCCUUGCAUAAUGUGAAACGCUACAGCUACGCUGAGGUCAUGCGCACAUUUUUAUGCACCGAGAUCAGCUAUUGUCCAAUGAUCUGCCUCCUUUUUGAGAGUGCCUGUUUUAAAUGUCCGGUUAAGAACUGGUCGCUACCCUUUUAUUCCCUUAUUAAUAUUCUUUAUCCCGAUGCAGAAAUCAAGGGGAGGGGGGCACUGAAUUGUGAGUAUUAGUGUUUAUCACAACAAAUUAAUCUAAUCAAGUCAUUAAGCAAUUUAUAUAAACUCUUUGGUUUUCCAAAGUUUUAUUAUUGAAUUAUCUCAGAAUAAAAUCAUUUCCAUUGGAAGCAAUCAAUCAAGAGUGUUUUGUGUGAUUCCAUAAAAAGCAAAGUGCUGGCAUGAUCUAGCAAACCUCAUUAUUGGCUUUAUUUAAUACUUUUCUAGAAUUGUUACAAAAUCAGGGAUGAUUUCUUCGCUUUUAAUUGGAAAUCUUUUUUUUUGUUAACCCAAAACAAUUUUUUUUUUUCACUUGAACAAAACAAUAUAUUACGCAAAAGAAAAAAGCAUGGUAUGAUGUUUGUCCUGUAUACUGGGCCAUUACAUAUACAGGUCAAUAUGUACAUGUUUGUAUACUGCCUUUAUGGACAUACAUUUUUGAUUUGAGAACCCAGGAAGCUUUUUCGUACUCGGAGCAAUUUUGAUCAGAAACAAACCUGUAUAUCAUGAAACUCCACUACGUGUAGGAUCAUUUGCCAUUCCCUGUACAUAACACUAAGACUGUUACAAAAGCUGUCAACUUACGUUCAAUUUUUGGUAAAUACAAUAGACCGAUCCAUUAAGCUCUGCCCGAUUGCGUAUUGACCAAUCACAACCCAUUGCACCUCCAAAAGUCCGACAAAAUAAGGUCCGACAUGCGCGCGCCGUGGGCGAAGCCUAAUGGAUCAGUCUGUUGAUGAAGCUCUUAUCAUUAGCCAGGUGGAGAUAAUAUUAUUGGCUUUUGGUUUUCUGGAAAUACUGUAAAUAAAAUAUGCGCUCUCGAACAGGCUGGUCCUUGAGAGAGCGCAAUACAAGUUCAAUAAAUUGUUAUUAAAUUAAUAAUAACAACUAGACAUCAAAGGUUAUAGUUUACAAUCUCAAAGCGCUACAAGAACGACCAUGCCUGAAAGUUUGCCCCGUGUGACACAACUGUAAGUUAAAACUCUAACCACCCCAGGCCUAACUCAUGAAUCUAGAUUAACUUAUGGCAAACACGCCUUCUCACACUCUGCUGUUAAACUUUGGAACAAUCUCCCAAUUAAUGUCCGUAAAUCUUCUUGUGUUGUUACUUUUAAGAAAAAAAUUAAAACGUAUCUCUUUCCUAAAUAGUAGAUUAAAACCCUAACAACCCCCAUCCCAUCAAACAUCAACUCCUGUUGGGAUUUGAUGGAGUGGGUGAGGUGAAGUUGUAGUUUUGGGUAGUUAUUUCAAUGGAUUAGGGGAAAUAUACAAUUGAUAAGGGUAAAUAAACAAUUGAUAAGGCAUGUAAGAUGCUGGGGGUUGUGUGUGCUGCAUUUUUUAUGCACUGAAAAGUGAACAAUGUAUUUCUUGCAUAAUUAUGGCAGACCAUACCAUUUAUUUGCUGGGGUGUAUAUUUAAUUUUGGGGUUAAAUAUGGCAUUUUCAAUAAAAUUUAUAACAAAGGCUAUAUCAUAAUGGAAAGCAUUAUGAUGAAAAGGUAAGUAUUAUGUAACCUUAUGUAAUAAUUUAGUUACAAUGGCAAGUUUUGCUAUAAAUAAGGGUGUUUCUGGGACUCAUCCCCAGUCUUACAUUGGCUGCACUGAGUCAACAUGUGUUCCAGAGAUGUUCGCAAUCUGCAACAAAACUUAACAACUGAAGAAAGAGAAAUAUUAACAGGAAUGGCGAAAUCUAAAAGAAAAACCCGGCCAGAGUCUGAGUAUGGAGGAAAGAUCAAGAAGGGGAGUGGUGGAGAGAAGGUAAAGCCUACAGGAAAAAGUAAAGGAAAGGAGAAAAGAGCCGGGAAAGCCAGGGGUAAAGGCAAGGCCCCUCUUUCUGAUGACACUGCUCGCAUGGAACGGCUCUAUCAAGAUGAGUUGCAGCGUCUCAGGGCGGCAAUACGUGCCAGUAUCAAGGAUGCUGGAUUGAGUAUGAGCAACAAGGUCUAUCGGGCAAUUGUGGAGACAUCAGACAGCGAGGAAGAAGAGUUUCUGGAUAGGGCUGUGUCGGAGGCUACAGCAAUGUCUCCAUCGUGCCAGGCAGUCGAGACGGAGGGAGAGACUUCAGAAGACGAAGGGGAAGAGGAGAAAAGUGUUGAGGAGGAAACGGAUGGGGAUACAGGGCAGGAGGAGGAGAGAGGGCAGGAGGAGGAGAGAGGGCAGGAGGAGGAUACAGGGCAGGAGGAGGAAGGAGACGUUGCUGAAACAUCAACUGCUGGACCAUCAACCCGACCAUCAACCAGACCAUCAACCCGACCAUCGACCUGACCAUCAACCCGACCA